UGCGCGCCGAAAAGCAAGGAAGCAACUGAAGGAGCCGGUGAGAGGGCAAGAGCCAUGCUGCGCCGGGGCCUAGUGGCCGGGCCAGACUUUGAGUAUUUCCAGCGUCGCUAUUUCACGCCGGCCGAGGUGGCCCAACACAACCAGCUGGAAGACCUCUGGGUGUCUUACCUGGGAAACGUGUACGACCUGACGCCGUUGGCACAGGAGUACAAGGGAGACCUGCUGCUGAAACCCAUCGUGGAAGUUGCGGGCCAGGACAUCAGCCACUGGUUCGACCCAGACACCGGAGACAUCCGCAAGCACAUAGAUCCGCUGACCGGUUGCCUGAGAUACCGCACCCCCUGGGGCCGCUUUCUGCACGUGCCACCUCAGCUGCCGCGUUCGGACUGGGCCAAUGAUUUCGGGAAGCCUUGGUGGCAGGGGUCGCGUUACGAGGUGGGGCGGCUGUCCGCCAAGACCCGGACUAUCCGCAUCAUUAACACGCUCACGUCGCAGGAACACACGCUGGAGGUGGGGGCUCUGGAAUCAUUGUGGGAAAUCCUACACCGCUAUCUCCCCUAUAAUGCACAUGCCGCCAGCUACACAUGGAAAUAUGAAGGGAAGAACCUGAACAUGGAUGAUACCCUGGAAGACAACGGUAUCUGGGAUGAGGAGGAAGAGCUUGAUUCUCUCGAUGUGGACAGUACACGCCAUACACCUGCGUUGCUCCUCUACUUCAAUGAUGACCUCACCGAGCUAUAGGGCGGGAGGUGGAUGCUUAUGUAGAGUCAAGACAUUUUGAGUUUAGCUGUUUCUAUGCCCCGUAGGAAAAGAGGUGGGAAUGGGGUGUGUGUGGGGGGGGGAGUGCGCGUGCACGCGCGGCUAGACUUGGUUCCACUCUGGGAGCUGACCUGUGGUUUCCAGGCCCUGCUGAAGCGUAAAGGUCCUACUCCUCCGCUUCAUUACAAUUUACUUUGAGAAAGUUGGGGAGAAUGCCAGAAGUGAAGUAGUUUAUAGGAAUGAUACCAAAAAAACAAAAAACAAAAAACUGUCUUAAGUCAGGGAGAUGUGGAAGAAGAUAGUCAAAUAGAGCUCAGGUGGAGCUUUUUGAUAGUAGGAGAAAGAGAAGUCCUCCUUUCCUGGCGAUGAUGGGAAUGAGGUGGCUGCAAGCUUCCAAAGACAGGAAUAGGGAAUGUCUAUCUCUGGCCAUACAAAACUGGCUUCUCUCUCUCUUGAAUAGUAUUUGGCAGCUGAAACCCAAAAGGGAGAAAGAAAGUGAAUGGUCAUCAGAUAAUUCAGGCCAGAUACUACGCUAUACGCCUUAUACACAUCAUUUAAUAUCACCGCCCAUAGGAUGGGCACCAGCGCCACUAUUGUACAGAUACGUCUUCUGAAGCGUGGCAAGAUUUCAUAGCACAAAAGGCACACUAAUUAAUAACCAGAAUGCAAACCCAGGUCUUCCCAAUUCCAGAGUCCAGGUUCUUUUCAACAUAAAGUUAAUAUCUCAGGGCCCAGGUUCACGGCACAAUGGGAACUCACAGGCCUGUUGUGAAGUCCACUGUGCCGUUGUGUUGUUUGUUUGCUUGUUUUUUUCAUGUACUGUCUUUGGAAGGGAGUUAGCAGAGUUCUGCAGUGGCAGAGAUGAAAACAGGGAAGGCUAAGUGUCAGCCGAGUAAUAGCUAUUGAGGCUACUUCCGGAUGAAUCGGGUUAAUAGCAAAACUUUCCUCUGGGAGUUCCCAUCGUGGCUCAGCAGUUAACGAGCCUGAUUAGCAUCCCCAAGGACUCGGGUUCAAUCC
This is a messenger RNA of Phacochoerus africanus (Common warthog), 1776 nucleotides long. RefSeq names its product cytochrome b5 domain-containing protein 1. Lineage: Eukaryota; Metazoa; Chordata; Mammalia; Artiodactyla; Suidae. Bases 55 to 741 code for a protein of 228 amino acids. The record is from RefSeq and is a predicted model, not a curated record. The transcript has 4 exons.